GCUCGAUAUAUAAAUUCCCACGAUUCACCAGGCGGUUCAUCAUCCCCAGCAUCGAUUUUUCAAGCAGCGGAAGCAAGGAAUUUUAUAUCUACCUGUAUUUGGUAAUCCAGGCUACCGGUAGACAGCUUCCCUCGACCUGAGUGUCGUUGAUUUCAUUUGACACAAUGCCUGGAAGUAUGGCACGCUAUAGUAAUGAUUCCGAAGUUGAAGAUGAAGAAAAUCACAACUCUCUCACCCACCCAGCUCUCACUCACCAAACCACGACUUCCUCCACCCAAUUGGCACUUCCACUGUUCCACUCCAUCACUCUUCUCACCACCACGACCACUAUCACUUCACCACGCAUUCAUCGUCGGAGCCCAUCAACCCCAUCAUUUCCAUCAAUUCGCGCCGAAAAUUCCACUUCUGUACACUUCCUCCGUUUCAUUGCGCAGGAAUGCCGGAUUUUCUGCCCCCCGAAUAGCGUCUUCAUGUCCAUACUGGAGAACGUCCGUGAGGCAAUAUGGAACUCGAAGAAGGCAGAGGCCCUGAAAUCCGCCGAGCUGCACCGCGACCAUCUGCGGGCCCUGUUCACCUUUAGCACCAACGUCGGGGGCCUCCCAACCCUACCGCCCGUCGACGCGCCGCCCACCCCCGACGAAGCCAACUUCCUCGACCAAAAUGACCUUACAAAAGGUCGAACACUUCGCGAAGAAACCAUCCCUCUUCCUCCAACUCUCCAAAAUGGCUUUCAGAACGCGCCCUCUCCUCCAAUAGUGAAACCCUCCCUUCCGAUAUCACCUUCUGAACCGGCACCCUCACCAUCCGCGCCCGGAUUUGCGAAAACCACGUCUCCAACCCCGUUCGCAACCGAUCAUGAAGCGACCUCAUUGCCUGCCGGUUCGGACGCCAGACCUGGCGCAGAGCCGACAGCACCACAGCCGACAGAGCAAAAGGCAAUUGAUGAGCAAGUUAUAGACGCGGAGAGCAUAUCAGGCAGACAAAUUCAUGACGCGCAAACGCGUGGCAUCGUACCCGACAGCCAGAAAGAGGCCCAACCGCAACCGUCGCGAGCACCUUUAGGUCCGGGUGACGGAGUCGACGCCCAUAGCAGUAGUAUUUCAUCUGUCGAAGAGGUGGCCUCGAGCAGCACAAGCGCAGAGACUUCGCAGGGGCAAGAUGAUCGCUCCCGGAAGACGGUAUUGGGCAAAAGGAGAAGAGGCGGAGAGAAUGCGAAUCUUAUCGUCUCAGUCCCCACGAACGAGUCGGCAUCGUCGCCUUCGACGGUCGGCGGACACUCGGCCUUUACACCCAAAGCGGCGCUCAAGUCGCCAGAAACGAGUCCAGAAGCAGAGCCGCACGACCAUGCCGACUUCACGGGGGUCAUCAAAGCGAAUGCUCCCACGUCUUUCUCGCACCAACCGUCCCCAUCCGUACCAAAGGACCGAAACAGGCCCGAAAGCAGCGUACUAUCCCCUACCCCAGAAGCACAGCUACGCCAUGAGGAGGAACAGGCAACGCAAUCCUCCCGGACUGAGAACGUCGUUACCGAUGCGCCUUCCCUUAUUCCCACACCGACUCCGAACGAACCUCUUUCCGCGAUCGCUGCAGGAUCGCAAGUCCCACCGUUUGCAACCGACGAUGCAACGGUGCAAGCGGACAUGAUUGAAGAAGCUCACAGAAGUCGAACCGCGCUGGAUAGCAUGGAUAUCGACCGGACGACUCCAUCAAAGGGGCCACGGGAGUCGGAUGGAGACGUUACGAUGUCUGAUGCCCAAGCGAUUGGGGCCGACUUAGCCGCUUCCAGUAUUCAUCACCCUUCUUCAUCAGUGCUAGACAGUGCUGCCCUUGCCAAGAUCGAUGACGAAACCACAAGGGCAUUAAUUGCCUCUCCUCGAUCCCGUGGCCUCAAGGCGAAACAUUCACAGGUCAUUCUCGCCAAUCCCAACGUAAUGAAGAUCCGCAAGGCGCUAUCCACGUCGCCAGAUGAGUAUCUGGCUCUGGCUGGAGCAUCGGAAGACAGUUCCAAGGACUAUCUCGAACCCUUGUUCCGGUUCCAGUCAUACCAAAGCCCACGGUCGGAGACGUUACGAGAGUUGACGACACGUUCGUCGAAGACGGUGAACACCUCGAACUUGCUAUCCGUGAACCGUGAACUUCUCGAGUUCCGGGUUCUGAAGCGGAUAUACCAAUUGCAAAACGCGAAUCGAUGGUCAUUCCGUCAAAUGCAGCCUCCAAAAGAGCCUCCUACACCGCCAUCGCACUGGGAUUAUCUGCUUCGUGAAAUGAAAUGGAUGAGGACCGAUUUCCGGGAAGAGCGGAAGUUACGCAUGGCCUGUGCCAGGAACCUGGCCGAAUGGUGCGCGGAUUGGGUUAACGCACCCCUAGAAGAGCGCUCCCAGCUGCAGGUCAAGGCGCGGGCGCAGCCAUCACGGCCGAUGGAGACGAACAACGGCGAUUUUCCAUCCACUCCGGCGCUCACCACGUCGCAAUCCAAUGAGUCGGGCAGCGAGUUGUCCACACCGACAAAGUCCUCUCAUGCUCAAAGUGACGGGACCAUCUCGCCGAUGGCAUUGUUCUCUCUGGGCUUUGACGAUGUCGUAUUUGAGCUCGAUUGGACCCCGAUGGCAGACCGGCUGCUUAAUCAACUCCCCUCGUUUGAGAAGCAUCUGAGCAGCGAAUCCCUCACCCCGAAACCAUCCUCGCAACUCAUUCCUGUCUCCAAGCUGUGCAAAAGCAAGAUUGUUUCGAUUGGGAGCCGCCGUCCGACGAGACGUAGCCGGUAUAACUACGAAGAGGAGGAACAAGAGGACAAGUCCAAAGAUCUGCCUCCGAUGCAGAAUGACGUUGCUUUAUUCCAACCCGAGAACAAGCACGUCCGUGAACGUUUACAUGCGAGCCAUGCAUUCCGACCUCCGUCAGAGUAUGGGAUGCCUGCAGUCGCGUUCCUCGAGAGUCGUUUGUCCUCGCAGUGGUUAUACGAGGAAGACCAGAAGCUUCGAAGUCUGGUCAGAGAAUACUCAUACAACUGGUCCCUCAUCGCAUCGUCUCUUUCAGCUCCAUCGCUAUUCACAUCCAGCGCGGAACGUCGAACGCCAUGGGAAUGCUUUGAACGUUGGAUCCAACUCGAAGGGCUCCCACAGGAUAUGUCCAAGACCCCAUAUUUCAAGACAUACAUGGCACGUCUUGAUGCGGCAAACAAAAAUUCCGUGGCUCGCCAGGAAGUAGCGGAUCGGAUACGCCAGCAGCAGCAUGCUCAAACCCCUAACCAACCCUUAGUCCGAACCCGCAAGACCAUCUCGCCCAUGCGCGUUGAACGGAGGCGAAAUGAACGACACAUCGCCCUCAUCGAUGCUAUGCGCAAGUUGGCCAGGAAGAGGGAGGCCGCUGCUCAUAAACAGGCCGAAUCUAUGAAAGCCGCUCAACUUCGAAAGGCCGCGAACGAAACCAAUCAAAGCCAGACUCGAAUCUUCAGUCCCCAGGAAAUGAGCCGCAUCAAGCACGAACGGGAACAGAAAUUGCUCGAACGGCAGGAGCAGUAUCGCCAGCAGAUGGCCGCGCAACAAAGAGCUGCACGUCAAGCUCAAAUAGCGCCCCCGGGUCACGGUUCGACCAACGGCGUCAACUCGAUCGCUCAGAGAAAUGGCAUUCAAAACGGCCUGAAUUCAGGACCUUCCGCCAUCAAUGGUACCAAUCCCGCCGGCCAAGCGCAGACGGCGAAUGCGAUGCAGAAUCGACCUUCCAGCCAGCACGCCUCGCCCAUGCCGAACGGAAUGCCGAACGGAAACAUGUCCGGGAUGCCGCACGGCAUGCAAAACAUGCAGCAAGGCCAGAUGGCGAACAGCCUGCAAGGCCAGCCGCGGAUGGGUCCUCAUCACUCUCCCGAGAUGCGCAUGGCCAUGCAGCAGCGGGCCGCCAUGCAAAACCCGGCGUCGCAGCUGCAAAUGCAACAGCAUUUGGCCAACCGUAGUAACUUAGCCGCCGCCCACUUGGCCUCCGCCGGAAUCCAGAAUCCCGCCAUGGUCGCGGCGAUGGCAGGCAAGAUGAACGGAACCAACGGCAUGCCUGGAUCCGGCAACGCGUCGUCCCCUCGCAUGUCCCAGCUCGGUCCGGGCCCCAUGAAGCAGCCCCAGUCUCUCUCCUCAGGCCACAUCCCCGCUAUCAACCAGAUCAUGGCCCAACUCCAAAACCAACACCCACACAUGUCCACCGACCAGAUCCAGCGCGCCGCCCACGAACACCUCGCGAAGCUCCUCCAACGCCAAUCCGCCAUGGCCGCCGCGGCCGGCGCCACCGCGUCCGGCAGCCCCGGCGCCCACCUCAACCACCUCGGCAAUCCCAGCUACCCCCCCGCCGGCUCGCCACCCCUAGGAGGCGGCCCCAUGUCGCUGCCGCUCACCGGCUCCGGGUCCCCGCAGCAGCAGUACGCGCAGCAGCUCCAGUAUCAGCGGCAGAUGCAGCAGAGUCGCAUGACGGCGGCGAGCCCGGGGGUGAACGCGACGGGCAGUCGGAGUGCCACGCCGCAGGGGGCGAUGGCGGGGCAUUCGGGGAUGCAGCGGCCGGGGAGCGCGAUGAGUGGACAGGAGGGAAGUCCGCAUCAGUCGCAGGCGCGGCUGGGGAGUAUGUGAGCGUUCCGUGUAUAAGUUCGAUGUCGAUGCUCGCGGGUCGGCAUUCUUAGUUGCCGUCUGUGGACACGGGUGACAUGGGUUCUCCCCGCUAACUACAUUGCUGUUUUCCUCGAGUACUCGGAAAGGGACGAUGUGCGCAGAGUUCACGAAAUAAAGCAUGCAUUCCAAUCGAAAACAGUGUAAUUAUCGACCUGCUCGGCUCGUGAUUGUUUGUCCAGAGUGAUCUAUUGACAUGCCAUCGACCAUCCACCACGGCACCACCGUACCAGAACCUUAUUCGAUCUUCUUGUGAGUCCCUCGUGUCGGCUUCUGUUGCGCGGC
This is a messenger RNA of Eremomyces bilateralis CBS 781.70, 4928 nucleotides long. RefSeq lists its product as uncharacterized. NCBI's taxonomy places the organism in Eukaryota, Fungi, Ascomycota, Dothideomycetes, Eremomycetales, Eremomycetaceae. The transcript has 7 exons. The coding region runs from base 165 to 4607 and encodes 1480 amino acids. The record is from RefSeq and is a predicted model, not a curated record.